Molecule: messenger RNA, 4748 nt
Organism: Crotalus tigris (Tiger rattlesnake)
Lineage: Eukaryota; Metazoa; Chordata; Lepidosauria; Squamata; Viperidae
Gene: TH
Product: tyrosine hydroxylase
Exons: 13
Coding region: 90-1568 (492 amino acids)
Biological process (GO): dopamine biosynthetic process from tyrosine
Cellular component (GO): cytoplasm; perikaryon; axon
Molecular function (GO): iron ion binding; tyrosine 3-monooxygenase activity
Source: RefSeq, a predicted model, not a curated record
AGAGGGUCUUUGACGUCAGACAUGCCCUAUAAAAACCCAGAAUAAGAAGGGGAAACAGUGCUGGAAGCUAAGCCAGUUCAUCAGCAAGGAUGCCAACUCCAAACGCCUCCAGUGCUUCAGCCAAAGGCUUCCGGCGGGCAGUGUCAGAGCUGGACUCUAAACAAGCUGAGGCCAUCAUGUCUCCACAAUUCAUAGGUAGACGUCAGAGUCUUAUUGAAGAUGCCAGAAAGGAGAGAGAAGCUGCUGCAGCUGCUGCGUCUGAAGCUGCUGAAUUAACUGAGACUAUCGUCUUUGAUGAGAAGGAUGGGCUAGCCGUGUUGAAUCUUCUGUUCACACUUAAAGGAGGGAAGACUUCACUCCCAUCGCGUGCCCUUAAAGUCUUUGAGACCUUUGAAGCCAAAAUUCAUCAUUUGGAAACAAGGCCCUGUAAGAAAGUGCAAGAAGGUUCUCCUGACCUGGAAUACUUUGUGAGAUGUGAACUCCAUUGCUCUGCGCUGAGCACAUUCAUCAGUUCCCUUAAAAGGGUGUCAGAAGAUGUAAGGAGCACCAAAGAAGACAAGUUUCAUUGGUUUCCAAGAAAAAUUUCGGAGUUAGAUCUAUGUCACCAUUUAGUUACCAAAUUUGACCCUGAUUUGGAUCUGGAUCACCCAGGAUUCUCUGACCAAGUAUAUCGUGAACGAAGGAAAAUGAUUGCAGAAAUUGCUUUCCACUAUAAGCAUGGAGACCCAAUUCCUCGAGUUGAAUACACAGAAGAGGAAAUUACCACUUGGAGGGAAGUGUAUAGUACUUUGAAGAGUCUUUAUCCCUCUCAUGCCUGCAAAGAACACCUGGAUGCCUUUCAUUUACUGGAGAGGUAUAGUGGCUAUAGUGAAAACAACAUCCCUCAGCUGGAAGAUGUCUCUUGCUUUCUGAAAGAGAGAACUGGGUUCCAACUCCGACCAGUAGCUGGCCUUCUCUCAGCUCGGGAUUUCUUAGCCAGUUUAGCCUUCAGGGUGUUUCAGUGCACACAGUACAUCCGCCAUGCUUCUUCUCCCAUGCACUCUCCAGAGCCGGACUGCUGUCACGAACUUCUGGGGCAUGUACCAAUGUUGGCUGAUAGGACAUUUGCACAGUUCUCUCAGGACAUUGGACUUGCAUCUUUGGGUGCAACUGAUGAGGAGAUUGAAAAACUUGCAACACUUUAUUGGUUCACGGUGGAGUUUGGGCUCUGCAAGCAAAAUGGAAUCAUUAAAGCCUAUGGAGCUGGCCUCCUCUCUUCUUAUGGAGAGCUCAUACAUUCUUUGUCCGAGGAACCAGAACUACGGGACUUUGACCCUGAUGUUACGGCCAUGCAACCCUAUCAAGACCAGACCUAUCAGCCUGUUUAUUUCGUAUCAGAGAGUUUUAAUGAUGCCAAAGCUAAACUCAGGGUCUAUGCGGCACAUAUCAAGCGGCCUUUUUCUGUGAAAUAUGAUCCUUAUACCUACAGUAUUGAGCUCUUGGAUCGCCCACAGAAGAUCUGCCACUCCUUGGCAAAUGUGUGUGAUGAGCUCCACUCAUUAAUUGACGCACUCAACAUUAUCAGCUAACACAAGAUUUGGAUGCCCCCCCCUUUUUCCCCCUCCAAGCCAAUGUCUUUUUCUGUACCUGCAAAUCUGGUUUCCUGCCACGGCUACUACAAUCACUGCACAGUGUUUGGGCCAAUAACGGCACUAUGAUUUCUUGUAGGGUUUUGUGUUGCUGUUUCUUGCCACAAUAAUACCUAUGGUGUGAAUUGUGCCACACAUGCCGUGGUAUGGAUGCAUUUUAGUGACAAGCUUGGUUGAAGAAAGGGAAGUAAAUGAAGCUUAGGAGUUUAAUCCUGGGUAUUUUUUUUAUUUAUUAAUAGAGAGGGAUCUGGAUUGGACAAAUGCCAUAAGAAAUAAUUGCACAGCACACUGUAAAUUCCCCCUUUAAAGAAAAAGAAAAGCAAUGUGUUCCCAAAACAUCCCCCAAAUUAUAUUUUUAAAAUUAUUUAAAAUACGAGAGAUAAGCACAGAAGAGACCAAAUAGUUUCUUACACUACCAGGUUCAAAACAGUUUAACUCCACUUUCUGACACUCAGUUCUGCUCACUUCUUCCCCCCAUGGAAAUGAGAAGAACAGCACCCAAAUCAAGAGACAGAAAAGUUUUAAUUUUUGUAUUUCUGAGGAAGGCUUCCAUUAAAUAUCUUGGACAAUUUACUAGUUUAUUAUAUUCUCCAUGUUUUUUUUCUCUCUCCCCUCCUCCCCCACUUUGUAAUUUUGCAACAUCUUCUAUGGCUUUGUUUUUCCCAGAAAGACCAAACAUUCCAUUAGUAAUUCUCUGUUAUGAGCAGAAUUCUCCCAGCUCUUUUGCUUAAAUGAUUUCAGACAGGUACAAGCCUCAGGGGCCUGUCCCACAUGCAAAGAUUCGACUAGUAACAGGAGCUCUGAAGAAUUCCAAGGGAUGACUCAGAAUAAGGCCCAGUGAACUUUUCUCAUCUGACUGGAACAUCUUUCUCAUCAUCUCUAAUCUUUCCAUCUGGGAAAAAUUCUUCCAGGAUGAGCCAGGUUUUGACUAAUGCACAUUGGCUACAGUUCUCUGAAGGCUUGUUUUGUGGCCCCAUGAAUCUCAGUGGAAUCUCUUGCCAAGCCUGUGAUGAAGAGAAGCAUCGGCUUCUCAAGUCAAAACAAGGUCCAGCACCAAUCAACAAGCUGAGCUGACCCCGAUCAGAGUCACAUCUGCAGUGCUGCUGAUGCUACCAUGUCUCAGCAGCAAUUUUUAACUCUGCAACCCAUCAUGCUGUGUUACCAGACAGGUCCUACCCAGAGCUUGGCAAAUAGGGAGUGUGGAUUAGAGUAAAUCCAGGUUCAGGUCUGUCCCCAUUAGUGCCACUUACAGUAAGAACGAUGCUCCUUGGGAAACCUAUAUGAGAUAAAUGUUUUCUGCUACAAGCAGAAGAAUCCACAGGAUCGAGGAUUAGGUCUUCUGAACUCUUAGACCCUUGGCAGCAACCAUCUGUCCACAAACCUAGAGUGCUGUGUUGGGUAGAAUGAAUAGCAGGAAAUGGCUAAUGGAUAAUAAUUCUCCAUGUUAAAAGUGCUGAUCUUGCUCAGCCGAUUUCUAAUAUCUUUUCCUCCUCUGAGGAUGAAAGUGAGUGAUGAAAUGUGUGGCAUAAUAUCUUGGCACAAUGUCUUUGACUUAUGUACUUGCAUCGGGGCUUUGGCUUGAGAUGUCACGUUGCACAUUUGGUCAUUAUUAUUAUUAUUAUUAUUUUGGUUAAUAUGGCUUGCAUUAGACACUUCUGUCUAAAAAAAACAGCCCUUGAUUGCUUGAAUGGUUUAUAAGGUCCCAAAAUGGCUCCUGGGUCUGACCUUAGCAGGCCUACCUGAAGUGAGAGAAGAACAAAGAGCAUCACAAUGGUGUGAUGACUAACAUAUUCAGUCUGCAGUUUCCCUGUUCUGCUUAGUUCUUAGACUGUUGACUUCAGGGCUACAAUGCCUAGCCUAAUUGUAGGACAUUUCUGUUCCUUACCCUUGCUCCUUGUGCCCUUCACCUGAACAACAACAUAACAAAAAAAUUGACCACACUUUAUUGAAACUGUAGCUUGAUUGUGAAUAGUGCAACAUGGCCAGCUGGUUUCCAGCCUCAGGCCUGAAUGGGCAUCUCAACAUUGAAGUAUGCUAUUGUUCCAGUACUUUAUAAACCUUCUGUCCCCCUAUAUAGACUUUAACAAUGCUGAAAUGCACUGACAGCACCCUGCUUAGGGAGCAAGAAAUGCCCAGAUGUGUCUUAGAACUAGUGACAUAAAACUUUUCAUUUUAAGACACUUCCUGUUCUAAAGUUCUGUCUAUUAGAGUGGAUGGAAAAAAAAAGAAGCUGGGUCACUUGAGAAACUAAAUAGACAUUAUAUUUUUUGAAAAAGAAAGAACAUUUAAGCAUGUAGCUUGUAGGAUUUCUGUUUUCAUUUUUCAGACAAGAAAAUGUAUAAAUAUAUCCAUUCAAAAUGAACAGGGAAUCAUUUCUAACUAUGAUUGGUUAGGGAUACGUACACCUAAUUUAAAAAAUUCUCUAUGGCUAACUAUUCAGGUCAGUUGAAAUCUUCAUUAAAUGAAAUGGAUUUGGGUGUAUUGUAUACUUCCAAGGUAGUUCAGGUCUCAUAAACAUUCUAUGGCAUCUACAGCACCAUAUUGAUGGAAUACAAAUUAUGAUUUCCCCCAAAUCCUAGAAUAUUUUUUUACUUAUGAUAAUAGCUAACUACACAAAUGUGACAAAAAUCUUGCUACCUAUUCUAUUUUUUUUCAACUUAUUUGAUCCAGAUUGAAUCAUUCCCAACACCUCAAGCUAACAAUUGCAAUAGUGACUGAUGAUGAUAGCAGUUUCAAUCCACAAAUCUGAAAAUGCAUAUGUCUGAAUAUAGUCUCUAUAUUCUAUGAAGCUAUGUGGAACAAGGAUGCCUUGAAAUGUCCUGUAGAAUGGCAAAAGUAGUCAAAACAUUCUUCCUGGUGAGGAAAGUCACUGGUUGAAUUUCUUCCUGUUGAAAGUGAGACUCAACAGAAGAAUGAAGAGAUGCUUCCUUUUUUUGUCUUGCUUGGGAAUAUUUCAUGGUACUUUUGUAUGUAUCUGCCACACAGCUUGAAAGAACAGGUGCCAAUACUAUUGCUGCUGCUGCUGCUGCUAUGUGAAGUUGAUCUGUUUCUCUUGCUCCAUAAAUAAUAUAUUUGUUUCUCAUGCAGCUGCUGCUGAUUUGUUAUGAAUAAAAUCAUAUU